GCGGCGCUUUCCAGUCCUUUUUGAACCGCCCCUGGAGUCUUAACAGUCGUGAGAGCAGUUCUUCCAGAUCACUUGCAUCUCGCUCUCUGGCUCUGUUAAGGGUCUCCAAUCCGCUCUCGGAGCGGCUCAAAAAGUUUCCACCCCGUAGUUUAAGUUAGUUCUAAUUUCCAAGUGUACGAGUGAAGUCGCAGAAAUAAAGUGAAGUUGUUUUUAUAACGUUUAAACGAAAACUUGCCCGCGUUCUUAAUUCUACCCCAAACCCAAAAUCGAGAAGGAAGGAAGACCCGCCGUAUUUCACCCCAACAUUUUGAUCCAUCGACCGGAUUUUCAACAACUACCAGCGACCACACCGGCGGAGUUUUUUUUAAAGUUCAAGAUAAUAAAGCAUCGAUACCAUGGCUCCACGUCCUCGCAGCGCCCAAACUUUGGACGACAGACGAUCCCGAGGUACUCGAUCCUACCGCUGCCGAGUCUGUCGGGGAAUCCAUCCGCUACGGAAGUGCAGCCGUUUCCUCAGGCUCAGCACGGAGAAGCGGCUCCGCGCCGUUCUCAUAAAUAAAUAUUGUGCGAAUUGCCUGGCGCAUCAGCACUCCGGAGGGCAAUGUCGCAGUGGCGACGCAUGCAAAAAAUGCGGGAAGGAUCACCACACGCUGCUCCACCUGCACGAGAUGCCAAGGAGUCCUCGACGAACGCCCAUCCAGCCACGCCGCCAGUCGCCUUCCCCUCAACGCCGUCCAUCGCCCUUCGAGCAACGUCGCGCAUCGACCGUUCGCCUGUCGAGAUCAGUCUCCCGGUCUCCGUCACCACCAGCAAGGCAGGCACUGGUACGACGACCAGCUCCAGCGGCAACUCCAUCCGUAGCGGCUCUAGCGCAGCACCAGAGCCUCCACAUUCUCCCGACGGCCAUCGUGUUGCUGGAAUCUGGGACCACCACCUUCGAGACGGCCGCAUUGAUCGACCCGUGCACUCCCGUCAGCACCAUCGACAGCUCCCUGGCAACUGCCUUCAAGCUCCCCACGACGACAGUGGGGGGUGAGGAGGUCUGCUCGACGACGAUCCGGUCGAGAACGGGCGAUUUCCAGAUCGAGGUGCUCCUGAAGAUCAGCCCGAAGCUACGCAUCCGUACCCCGAUCCGCGCGCUGACUGAAGAUAUGCGAGCCCAGUUCAACGAUAUCCGUCUUGCCGAUGAGCAAUUCCAUCGCCCAGCAACAGUCUCGCUGGUGUUGGGCUCAGACGUAUACCCCGACGUCAUCCGGCCCGGGUUCCUAAAUAUACGAGAUGGGCUGCCCGUCGCACAGAGCACGGUAUUUGGAUGGGUCGUAUCUGGAGCAUGCAGAUACGCCUAA
Molecule: messenger RNA, 1346 nt
Organism: Drosophila ficusphila
Lineage: Eukaryota; Metazoa; Arthropoda; Insecta; Diptera; Drosophilidae
Exons: 2
Coding region: 396-1346 (316 amino acids)
Source: RefSeq, a predicted model, not a curated record